Molecule: messenger RNA, 1679 nt
Organism: Nerophis lumbriciformis (worm pipefish)
Lineage: Eukaryota; Metazoa; Chordata; Actinopteri; Syngnathiformes; Syngnathidae
Gene: pmepa1
Product: prostate transmembrane protein, androgen induced 1
Biological process (GO): negative regulation of transforming growth factor beta receptor signaling pathway
Cellular component (GO): early endosome membrane; Golgi membrane
Molecular function (GO): R-SMAD binding
Source: RefSeq, a predicted model, not a curated record
CUAGAGCUGCCAGACGUCUGCUAGCAGUUUAGUCGCCGGUCAUACGGCGAACGAAACAGAACUGAGCCUUUUAGAAAUAGUUUAUUGCAACGUCCAAAUUAGUAUAGAUAAAUAUAGUAGUAAGGAAGAAAAGGAGGUCGAUGAGUUUAAAUGUUCCUACUUAAUGGGCGUCUUGAACGCAACAGCCGCCAAUGUCUCGUGUGCGUGUGACUGCACGCGCCUCAGCUCCGUGCACGUCAUGGACAUCAUGGGAAUACCAACAUCCUGGAGGAAGACCACUACUAUGCAGCCUUCAUCAGGGACUCACAACCAUGACAACUGUGUGCAGACACAACUGUGUGCCCAGCUGGAGUUUGUCCAGAUCCUGGUGAUCGUGGUGGUGAUGAUGGUGAUGGUGGUGGUCAUCACCUGUCUGCUCAACCACUACCGCCUGUCGGCGCGCUCGCUGCUCUCCAGACACACCUCCACGCGCAGGAGACACCUGACGCUGGCCCAUGAGGCGGGCCUUUGGAGCUCGGAGGGGGCGGGGCCAAGUGGCGUUCUGAAUGAGCAGCAGCAGCAGGCGUACAACCCCCGGCCCCUAGAGAGAGGGACCCCUGCGUCCUACCUGCUGCGGGACCCUCAGCAGAGUGUGCCGCAGCGCUUCCAGAACGCGUACGGGGCGGGGCGCUUCCAGCCCACGUACCCCUACCUGCCCCAGGACCUUAUCGACCUCCCACCGACCAUCUCUCUUUCUGACGGGGAGGAGCCGCCGCCCUACCAGGGCCCCUGCACCCUGCAGCUCCGAGACCCAGAGCAGCAGAUGGAACUGAACCGCGAGUCAGUGCGAGCACCGCCCAACCGAACAGUGUUUGACUCACACCCCCUGGACACGCCCACUUCCUGCAUGCACGCCAGCCUACAGGCCCCUCCCCCGAGCGUGCGCGCCGGCAUCAGCGCAUUGGAGGCACUGGAGGCGGUCCGGCAGCACAAGCAGGAAGGAGCUCCCCCCACCUACAGCGAGGUGAUUGGACACUACUACCACCCCAGGGCCACACCCACCGGCCACGCCCAUCAGGCGCCUCCGUCCUCGCUCAUACAAGGCGUCCCCCAACUCCCGCCGCCAACCAGCCUGGACAGGCAGAAUGCCAGGAACACCGAAGAGAAAUCGUAGAAUCCUCGGCAAGUGCGAGAGCGCUUCAGAGGUCAUGCUCGCACCACUGGGUCAGUAACCGUGACGACCAACCUGCACUCUGAUUGGUUGGAAUACGAGGUGAGAUGAUAAGAGGAGAACCUUUAGCACUUCACGACGACAAAAGUGGAUCUAGAAGCUUCCUCCCUCAGACCCAUCUCAUCUUUAAGAUAUACACUUCUUUCUUUUGCAACUUUUUUGUUUUUUUGCUUUAACCCACAGUAGCCGCUAGCACCCAGACAUGCUAGUAUCAGGCGGUGCUAGCACACACAAUCCUUUCUCGAAAAAGUCUUGGGCUGUGUCUCAAAUCGAAUACUUUCGUCAGUGUUGAGCAUGCAGUGCAUUAUUACUGUUGCACACUUUCCGGAAAUGGCGAGCGCAAUAUAUACCUUCUUUGUAUUCCUCCUCCUAUCCGUUGCAACCACUCAAGUCAGCCAAAAUGGCGACCAUUGGUGGUGGUAACUCACCAUUACCACAGUUUCUGGGUACUGAAAGUCUUAGUAUGAGU